Messenger RNA from Eurytemora carolleeae, 828 nucleotides. RefSeq names its product sulfur globule protein CV1. The transcript has 4 exons. The record is from RefSeq and is a predicted model, not a curated record. NCBI's taxonomy places the organism in Eukaryota, Metazoa, Arthropoda, Copepoda, Calanoida, Temoridae. The coding region runs from base 5 to 523 and encodes 172 amino acids.
AAACAUGGUUAGAAUUGCAAUUGUACUCAUUCUUUGUGUGUCAACAGCCUUAGCUGAGGAAAACUCUGAGCUGCUAGAAGGGAGCGAGAGCCAAAAUUAUGGAUAUGGAUAUGGGACUAAGGUUGAGGGCCCUCACAGCACAUCUACUGUAUAUGUUCAUGGGUUUGGAACAGACGAUUCCUAUGACGAAGAGAAGGAUAAACAUGCAUAUGGAUACGGGCAUAUCGAUCCAUAUCUAAACGCUAAACAUGGAUAUGGAUACAGCAAGGGAUAUGGAUAUGAGAAAACUUAUGGAUAUGGUCAUGGAGGUUAUGGAAAGGGAUAUGGAUACGCUACCCCAUACGCUGCCCCCGCCCCCCACCACGCCCCCGCCCCCCACCACGUCCCUGUUUACGGGCACAAUAGCUACGACUACGGCCAUGCCCCUGCUGGAUAUGGGGCAGGAUAUGGUGCUCCCACACCGUUUGUCGGGAACGGGUUCCGGUAUGGGUUUGGGUACGCCCACGGCUACGGUGGACACUAAAAUAUUCUGAUGUCAGAACAGAACCCUCCAGAAUUCAUGAAAUUAAUAUUUUAAACAAAUUAUUUAUUCCACAUUAAUAACCAGAAAACUCUGGAAUAAGAAGUCGAAUUUUAAACUGAAAUUAUGCUUUUAAAUAGUUCAAUGAACAUGAGUCACAACAAUUGUGCAGUGUAAUCAGACCAAAUUCACUUCUUUGUUGAUUUAAUAGAACUUCAAGUGUAAUUCAGUAUUGAUUUAAUGUCGUCUUCCUAUUCUACAGUUUUCUAGUGAUACCUGUAGUAAAUAAUUAUUUAUUUACUUUCUGG